This is a messenger RNA of Biomphalaria glabrata, 3942 nucleotides long. Its product is annotated as dual specificity protein kinase Ttk-like. Gene Ontology annotation, biological process: meiotic spindle assembly checkpoint signaling; protein localization to kinetochore; peptidyl-serine phosphorylation. The transcript is spliced from 18 exons. Bases 160 to 2757 code for a protein of 865 amino acids. Gene Ontology annotation, cellular component: nucleus; spindle; kinetochore. Gene Ontology annotation, molecular function: protein serine/threonine kinase activity; protein binding; ATP binding. The record is from RefSeq and is a predicted model, not a curated record. Lineage: Eukaryota; Metazoa; Mollusca; Gastropoda; Planorbidae.
CUGGCUUUGACUUUGACAAAAAUGACUUAUUUUUCAAAAUGAGAAAAUGGCUUUUGACUAGUUAAGUGCCUGGAUUUUUAUUGACUAAUUUUGUUUAAUUCUAGAUCUAGACAUCGAUCUAUAAUAAUCUAAUUUAACCUUAUUCAAUAAGUCAAGAAAAUGGAAGUAAGCGGCUCAUUCCUAACUGGUGAUGUCCAUUCAAGGAUGUCUCAGAUUGCAAUGGCUGGAAAUCGACCAGAGGAUUGGAAAGAGUAUAUAGACCAGCUAAAGUCAAAAGCUGAUCAUGUUGAUGAAACGCUGCAUACUCGUACAAUUGAUAAAUUAUACAAAGUAGCCUUUAAGGUUAUUCCUCAGAGUAAUAAUUCUGUUGUUCAUGCACAACUUAUCCUUGACUAUGCUGAAUUUAGAAGUUCCAAUGCCAAACAAGACAGUUUAGGUGAAGCUGAGAAAAUCCUUAGCUAUGCACACAGAAAGAUGCAUCAGUUUGCUAUUGUCCAUGUUGCAUACGCUGAAUUAGAGCUGAAGAAAGGAAACAAAGACAAAGCCUUACAUAUUCUUCAAAAAGCUAUUUCAUCCAAUGCCCAACCGUUAGCUGUGAUAUUCAAAGCACAGGAAAGAUUUGCAGAGGGAAGAACAAAACUAUUGAGCAGUGAUGAAAGAGAUGAAUUCUGCAGUAGUUAUAGUCCUCAUAGCAGUCAAGAUUCAUCAGAUGAAUGGAACAAUUCAAUCUUUCAAAAAUCAUUCAAUCCUAACAAAGAAAACUCUCAAAACAUGUUUGAUCAAGAAAACAUAGCACCUUUUAAAUUACACCAGGAGUUAACCGCUGCGAAAGAACCAUUAGAAAGUCACAGUGAAAGAAACCCUAUGUCACUGACCUCAUUCAAUACAUUGCCAGAAACCCCCAAACCUAACUCCACACUGAAUGAUAACAUACCAGGAAGUCACCAAAAAAAAUUAGGUCACUUUCACAGCACUCCUAAUUUGAUGCCUACUCUGUACACAUCCUUUAAACAAUCGGAGAGAAAAGGUUUUUUAAGCAUUGGAUCAACAAAUCUGGGACCACCAAGGCGGAUCAAAGUCAAUCCUAAUGUGAAGAAAUGGAGUGAGGAAAGCCCUAACAACAAUUCUGAAUCUCCAACUGGAUCAGUCUUUUCAAACACAUCAGGAAAAAGUAAUGAUCCAUCCCCUGAGCGAACAGACACUAAUAGUAAUGCUGAAACACCUGAAAUGUUGUCAACUGAAUCUAAGAGUUACACUAGAGUUCUCUCCCACUUCAGUAGCCACCCCAUUCUUCCACUUCCUAAAGUAUUCACUAACCAGGAAAGUGAGCUCCCGAUGCACAAUCCAGCUGGUAAAGCAAAUGUAAUCAACUUUCCCAACUGGGGUUUAAACUCUGGAGAAUCAGAGCCUAUGAUUCCUGAGAUGGAUAAAAAGAGCGAAAGUAGGUUAGGAAACAAAGAUGGUGAACUGCCAUCUUUAAAAAGAUCACUAACGUCAUCAGAAGAUGACCCAUCUAGUGUCAGCACAACCUGCAGUGCGUCAAGUGUUGAUACAAUAAAAGAGAAGCUUUAUGUACGACCAGAGAACUUGGAGUUGAAUAGUUGUACUGAAAAGAAUAAAAAGGAAUCUCCUUUAAAAAGUUCUACCUACAAGAUUCAGGAUUCAUCAGCACCCAGCAACCAUGUUACAGCAGCACCCAACAACCUUGUUACAGCAGCACCUGUUAUUUCAUCUACAAACACAAUUGCAUCAGCUAGCUCAAAGCAUCCGAAGGUAAAAUAUGUCAAUGGUGUGGCGUACACUGUGCUGCGUCAGAUUGGCAGAGGUGGCUCAGCCAAGGUCUACAAAAUCUUUGAUCCUGUGUCGAAUGACAUCCGGGCUCUCAAGAUUGUUGAUCUUCUGUAUGCAAGUGACAUGAUUAGAGAAGGCUAUUUAAAUGAGAUUAGGUUCUUGAAGAAACUGCAACAUUGUGAGCCCGUGAUCAAGCUCUAUGAUUCAGAAUAUAAUGAAAAAGAAAAGAAACUAUAUGCUGUGCUGGAGUAUGGGGAAACUGACCUAGAUAAAAUGAUUGGACAAACUAAAGACAAAAAACUUGAUGCUUUCACUAUUGGUUACUUUUGGAAACAGAUAGUGGAGGCUGUACAUGCCAUGCAUCAGGAAGGUGUUAUUCAUUCUGAUCUGAAGCCUGCCAAUUUCCUUUUAAUAUCUGGCAAAGUGAAACUUAUUGACUUUGGUAUAGCCAAUGCAAUACAAAAUGACUGCACCAGUAUCAUUAAAGAGGAGAAGGUUGGCACCCCUAGCUACAUGAGUCCAGAAUCACUGAUGGAAAUCAAUGGAAUAGCCCAACCAAAAUUUAAGAUUGGCAGAAAAAGUGAUGUUUGGUCAUUGGGAUGCAUACUGUACCAGAUGGUCUAUGGACACACUCCAUUUCAGUACUUGACUAUGAGGGAAAAAUUGGCAGCUAUUGUGAAUACAAAUUACUCUAUAUCUUUCCCAGACACUGGAUCUCCAGCUCUCACAGAUAUUUUAAAGAAAUGUCUAACUAGAGAUGUUUCUCUGCGGCCAACAACAGAUGAAAUACUCAAUCAUCCUUACCUCACCAGUGACCACCAAGUGGGUUGUAGUAACCAGACAAAUACAGAUCCUGUGGAUCCUACUCUAAGAUUAUUGAAAGAGAAACUAUCAGGAUUCUCACCAAGUAGAAAGGAAUUAUCCUUAAAGAAAAUUCUGGAGUUUGUUGAUGGCAAGAACAGUUAAAUCUAAAACUGGUACUUUUGAAUAAUGUAUGAUGAAUGCAGGAGUAGUAUGUGUACUAUACAGUUCCUACUUUAUCUUGAUUGAACAGAAGAAAUGUGGCAAAACAGUUUUAGACAAUGCAAGAUGUUUUUUUUUCUUUAUUGUUUUCUGUGAAAAGUUUUCAAUGAAUUGAGUGAAAAUGUGUUUGUCAUGAUAACAUUACUAAUAAGCAAGGAAAGGAUUCUUUGAUGAAGUCUUGUUGUGAUUUGAAGUUCAUGUCAUACUAACACUAAGACAUCUGCAUAUAAAUCUUCUGUUUGAUUUAUUUUAUGGUCAGCACUUGAUUGUCCAUCAGUGAACCCUACUUUCUGGGUCUUGUAUAGACUAUUGAGGUCAAAUAUUAGCUAAAACAAUGAAAGAUUUAACAACUGCAGUGGUGUUGCUAGUGAUUUGGGAGCCAAGGGGGCUUGACCUCUUUAGGGGCCCCUGCUUUUUGACAUUCUAAAUCAUGACAUGAGAUAAUGGCGUAAUAUUUAAUGUGAAACAAAUUUCGGACACUCAUUUGGGGACCCCUUUCAAGUAAGGGCCAGAGGGUGUUAGACCUCACCCUAACUACGCCACUGAACAACUAUCUUUUUUACUGUUUGUAUUUCUACAUUUCAUUCUUAUUAACAUCUACAUUGAGCUCCAAUCAAUUUAUAUACAUAAUAAAGUAAUCACUUUAUGGUUAUUUCUUUUUUUCUCUUUUAUUGUGCCUUAUCCAUUACAUAAAUGUUAUUGAGAUUACCAAUUUGGGCUCAAGUGACAAAAAAUGUUUGGGCAUUUUGAGUUGUUUUUACUGAGUAACUAAUAGUAGCUCAGAAUGCUUUGAUACCAUGCCCUAAAGAAAAAAAAAGAGUUCACUAUCUAUGCCCUUGAGAAAAAGAGUUCACUGAUAGCUAUGCCCCACAUGUCCACAAAUAAGAUUGUACAAGUGUGGCUUUGAGCAUGGAGAGACACUUAACUACUUCUACUACUACAAUCUGAUACGCUUGUACAUCCUUUUUUUUUUUUUCUGUGAAUAUGGAGUUUUUUUUAAUGUGCCUUCAUAAAUCUAAAUUUUUUAUUUAAGUGUAUAUUUUUUUGAAGGAAUAUGUGCUCCAUAAUUAAUAUUAAUCAUGUGUAAAAAAUGUUUCUGGUCUGUUUGCAAUAAAAUUUGGCAUUCUA